AUUGAGCAUUUUCCUCCUCCUCCUGAAAGUACUCUCCCAAUGGAGGCCUCUUCCGGCGGCGGCAAUUGGGACCUCGACUCGCUGGUGGAGGUGCUAACGCAAGGCGAAGAGCACUUGGCGCAGCUGGACGCCUGCUUGGCGGCGGAGCCGGAGAAGCAGCUCCUCCUCCGCGCACAAUCCUGCGUCCGCCAGGCGAUUCGAAUGGCCAAAGGACGACUCGCAGCCCCCGAGCAGGCAGCUGCUCUCAGGGAACAAGACCGCAGGGAGAUGUGCAAAAAGAGGAAGACUAUAUCGAAGAAAUGGACGAGACGAGUUCACGUGUCUUAUUUGGGCACGCACAAGGAUGACUAUAGCUGGCGCAAGUACGGGCAAAAGAUGAUCCUUGGGGCCAAGCAUCCGAGAGCAUACUUCAGAUGCACACACAAGAGCACAGCCGGGUGUCAGGCGAUGAAGCAAGUGCAGCGAUCCAACGACGACCCCUCCGUCUUCGAGAUCAUUUACCGAGGAGAGCACACUUGCGUGGAGUCGUCGUCGACGACGACGUCGCGGCACAGGCCGGAUCAAGAUCAGUCGCUGCUGUUGAGCUUCCAGAGCCUCAAGGUGGAAACGGAUCGCGUGGGCUCGAACAUGGAGGAGGAGCGGGAGCGGGGCUCCUCGGCCUUCGUAUCUACUCCGGCGAGCGUCUUCUCUCCUCCGUACGUCUCCCCGUCGGCGACGCACGCGGCCGGGACGGCGUCUGAACUCGCGGAGGUGGUCGCUGCUGCUGCGGCUCUGACGAACGAGUACGAUUCCUACGCUGUGGACUUGAAUCUAUUGCUCGAUUCCGGCGGAUUCGAACCCAACUUUCCCUUCGACUUGUGAAUCUAUUGCUUCAUCUCAUCCGGAAUGGAUCCGUGCCUAUUAUGUACCCUCUAAUUAAUUAAUGGCACACUCAGUGGGGCGUCCUUUGUCUUAUAUAUAUAUAUAUAUAUAAUAUAUAUAUAUAUAUAGAGAGAGAGAGAGAGAGAGAGAGAGAUAGAGAGAGAAAUGUUAUGCUGGGCGAUGCUUUGUGCGCGACCGUGAGCGACGCGCAGACGUG
Messenger RNA from Zingiber officinale, 1078 nucleotides. Its product is annotated as transcription factor WRKY19-like. The record is from RefSeq and is a predicted model, not a curated record. Lineage: Eukaryota; Viridiplantae; Streptophyta; Magnoliopsida; Zingiberales; Zingiberaceae. Gene Ontology annotation, cellular component: nucleus. Gene Ontology annotation, molecular function: transcription cis-regulatory region binding; DNA-binding transcription factor activity. The coding region runs from base 40 to 861 and encodes 273 amino acids. The transcript is spliced from 3 exons. Gene Ontology annotation, biological process: regulation of DNA-templated transcription.